Molecule: messenger RNA, 1032 nt
Organism: Penicillium samsonianum
Lineage: Eukaryota; Fungi; Ascomycota; Eurotiomycetes; Eurotiales; Aspergillaceae
Product: aminoglycoside phosphotransferase family protein
Exons: 2
Coding region: 1-1032 (343 amino acids)
Source: RefSeq, a predicted model, not a curated record
AUGGCCACAAAAGGCCCCAUACGGCGAAUGCCUUCGAUACCAGCGUCCCUAGAUUUCGUUAUCCCAGACUCUUCCUAUUUGAGGGAAUGGGGUCAGCUUCCUUCUCCGGAUGAGGUUGGCGCGAAAGCCAAAGCCCAACACCUUACCGGAGAAACUCUCAUUUGCAGUAAUAUUUUCGGGACUGAUCUGGAAGGUCCUCAAAGCAAACCCCCGCCCGCGGAAGCUCAACACCUUACCAGAGAUACUCUCAGUUGCAGGAACCAUUUCGAUAUUGAUCUGGAUGGUCCUCAAGGCAAACCCCCGCCCGCGGUUUUUCGAGAUAGAAAUCUUCUCGUUAAAUGGGGGACAGGGGUGAACAUCUCUGAAGCUCAUAGUCUUUUUGCUAUCGGCCAACUCGAUGAUAUCCCCGUACCGCAGAUCUUCGGGUGGUGUGUUGAUAGAGGCGAAACUUUCAUUUAUAUGGAAUAUAUUCAGGGACAAACUCUAGAGCAGGCGUGGGAUUCUAUGGACGAGGAUCAUCGUAUCUCGGUUUGCCAUGAGCUCCGGGAGAUCGUCGAUGCUCUUCGUCAAAUAAAGCAGGACCCUUUAGAUCCAUUUAUCGGCACGAUCUCACGGAUUUAUCCGCUUUACGACAGAGCAUUCGAUACGAAUCACCUAUCGGAAGCAGGUCCUUUUGCUUCUGUUCGGGAAUUCAAUGAUUGGUUUACAUUUCUCUUUCGGCGGAAAAUGCCAGAUCCAUAUUCGGUGCCUAUAGAACCAUUCCGGUCUGACUUGGCUGAUAAUAGCGACAUUAUAUUCACCCACGGUGAUUUGUAUCGUAGCAAUAUUAUGGUAACACCCACUUAUCAUGUUUGUGGCAUCAUUGACUGGGAGCAGUCGGGGUGGCUACCUGCAUAUUGGGAGGCCCGCAAAGCCCAAUAUACAGCCUGGUGGAGAUCAGAAUGGUCGCAACGGUAUUUGCCGUUGAUUAUGGACCAGUUCCCUAGUACCGCGGAUGCAUGGGACUACUAUGUGAUGUCUCUAGGCCCCUAA